Messenger RNA from Racocetra persica, 199 nucleotides. Lineage: Eukaryota; Fungi; Glomeromycota; Glomeromycetes; Diversisporales; Gigasporaceae. The record is from the annotation of a GenBank genome assembly.
AUGAAUCUUAUUCGUCUAAGCAAGAUUUAUAUGAUGGUCUCCUUAAUACAUUGUUUCCAAUCACUUUUGUCAUUCUACUUAAUGUUAGAAAUAAAGAGAGAUCUAUUAAAAAUUAUUUAUUGCCAUUAUUAGACGACAUAUUAUAUAGCAUGGUUACUUGGGCGAUUCCACUAAUAGUUUCCUUUACUUAUGAAGACAC